UUCGUGUUCAGUGUUGUUGAUCAGUCAAAGGGAAGAUAUUCGUCAUGUCGUCCUGUCUGUUUAACGAUUCACUGUUAGAUGAAUUGUCCUGUCCGGUUUGCUUCGAGGAUUUUAAGGAACCCAAAUGUCUCCCAAAAUGUGCCCAUAAUAUUUGCAAAAGCUGCUUAGAGGACAUCGUUAAAACGAGAUCGACUAGCCGCAAAUAUGUCAACUGCCCUAUCUGCCGAGAAAAAGUUGCUAUUCCUCCUGAAGGAAUAUCUGCAAUACCAACCAAUACUAUGAUCAAACGACUGCUGGAGAAAGCCUCUGUCCCGCGAGCCGAAAAGGAAAUUAUGAGGGCUUUAGAAAGAAGCAAAGAAAAGAUGGAGACACUGCGAAACUCUUUGAAGCCUGGGCAAGGUUCUGCAGUUGAAGUUAAAGGCGAAGCCUUGAAGCGCACCAUUAAAGAAAAGGCAAGGACGAUUACAAAGUUGAUCAAGUCACAAGAAGACCUUAUGAUUUCAGAGGUAAACGAUUUUGUGAAGAAAUAUGCCGAUAGAGAUCCCGUUAAUGAAAUUAGCCAGUUGCUGAAAAGGUUAGAGCUGUCUAUGAAACAAGCAGAGGAAUUGCUCAGCGAACCAAACAACUUCAAGAAGGUUCAAUCCAAAGAGGCUAUCAUCCGGAUGCUGGAAGCAAGCUGCCAUUUUGAGGUGAAGCCCUUCAAAGGUUCCCGCGCGUUCGAUCUGGAUUUCUUUCCGAACGAGGAUCUUGAACAGCGACUGAUGAAAGAGUGGUUCGGAAAGGUGAGAAAGGAAAGCGAAGCAUGUUUAACGACAAAGCAUAAGGCUAAAAUCACUGUCUUGAAAACCAUCACAGCUGACGAUAUUGGCGAAACAUCCUUUAACCCGUACACGGUCGCGUUAUCUACCCAGAAGGGAGAAAUGGCAGUUCUUGAUGACGAGUCCAAUCGAGUCCACAUUUUAACACAAAGUGGUAAUUAUCUUCGAUCGUUUGGCGUGAAAUUUGGCGAUUUAUACGACGUUGCCUUUCUGCAUGAUCAAUAUCUUGAUGGUGUUAUUGUCGUGAAUCGCUCUCACAACCGUCUUUUGGCUUAUCGCCGCCUGAAUGGGAGGUUUUCUCCGAUGUUCUAUUCAAGUCUGUACCACAGCAUCCAUUCCCAGUUUUCCAAAGUGAACUUCUCGAGUGUCUCCACCUCAAAUGAUGGCCGUCAUCUCAUUGUUACGUCAGAAGCGCUGGAUGAGAGCUGUGUUGCGGUCAUUGAUAUCCAAUCUACCCAACAAAACAGCGAUCUUGUUUUUGGAAAAGGACAUCUUCUUUGUCCCAGAAAGGCAUUGUCCUACAAUAAAGAGUUCUUCGUUUGCGAUCGAGAUGAUGGAGUAGUCAAAGUUUUUGAUGCCAAAGGCGUGUAUCAGCGGGAAAUUGGUGAAGAUCUGGAAUGUCCUCGAGGAAUAGCGAUUGAUCACGGCACAGGAAAUAUCUUGAUUGCAGACCCAGGAACGGACUGUGUUCAUUGUUUUAAUACCUGCGAUGGCGCCUUUGUUGGAAAGAUCGUUUUGGAUGAGUCUCCUGUAAGCAUCGGAAUCAACAGUGAUGGCCAUGCAGUAGUCUGCUAUCAGGACACUUUGCCUUGUUUAAAACUCCUGUCUUACAGGUUUUGAACGCAGCGAGCUUGUUAUAGACUUGAUGGGUUUGUAAAUUGACGGAACUUAUCUGACAGAAGGACUCCAUAGAUCAGUGAUGUUACUUGUCAGUGAUCGAUAAACAAUAGACUGUGGACAAAAGUCGCCGUUGUAAUUCUGUCAUUUUCUUUUCUGGCUAUUUCAAGUUUCAAUUGUGUGGUAUUUUUUUCGGGUUUAGUUAUUUACUGCGAAGUCUUACGAGAACAAAAGGGUAACGGGGAUGGUCGAGAGACUUUUUGCAUGACAGUGAAAUCAGUGAUUUUGGUGUUUUGCGGUCAUAAAUUUUGCCAGUAUUUCUGAGUGGUGUGAAAAUUUGAGCCGAUAUUUGUGACUGAUUUGUAUUAAAUCAUUAAUUCACUCGCGUUCUUCCUUUACUUGUCUGUUUGUUUUUCUAGGAUUAAGUAAAUAAGUAGUUAGAUCUGACCAAGUUAAAUUGAAAAUAAGGUGGUAAGGGCAUAGCCUCUUCCAGGUGUUCAGUUAAUUGGGGCGCAGCGCAAAAAACGGUGGAGCGAAACAGGAAAGAGGUCUCCCCGCGCCCUGUUACUCCCCAUUUCUUCGUGCGCCAAUUUUCGCGCUGCGCCACAACUAACUGCACGCCAAGGCAAAGAGCACUGAUCUUGUAAGUGUGGAACCAUUAUUGCGUUCGACGAAGUGGAACGCAAACCUAAUUUGACCUGUGGCUUUUCAGAA
Molecule: messenger RNA, 2369 nt
Organism: Orbicella faveolata
Lineage: Eukaryota; Metazoa; Cnidaria; Anthozoa; Scleractinia; Merulinidae
Source: RefSeq, a predicted model, not a curated record